CCGAUGUGUAGCCCUGGGGGCCAAUUGGGGCGAAGAAGGAAGAACGGAAACGGGGAGGUGAAAGAGGUAUAACCAAGAGUCGAGAGGUAGAAGAAGAUCUCGAAGAAGGCAGGGAGAAGUGAGGGCGAGAUGACGAUCCGGUUCGUGCUGUUCGUGAACAAGCAGGGCCAGACGCGGCUGGCGCAGUACUACGAGCACCUCUCCCUCGACGAGCGCCGCGCUCUGGAGGGCGAGAUCGUCCGCAAGUGCCUAGCGCGCACCGACCAGCAGUGUUCGUUCGUGGAGCACCGGAACUACAAGGUCGUGUACAGGCGCUACGCCUCCCUCUUCUUCCUCGUCGGCGUCGACAACGAUGAGAAUGAGUUAGCUAUCCUUGAGUUCAUACAUCUUUUGGUGGAAACUAUGGAUCGCCACUUUGGCAAUGUGUGCGAGCUUGACAUUAUGUUCCAUCUGGAGAAGGUGCAUUUCAUGCUGGAAGAGAUGGUGAUGAAUGGUUGCAUUGUGGAGACAAGUAAACAGAACAUCCUGGCACCAAUCCAGCUUAUGGAGAAAACUUCUUAAAAUAGUGCUCUCCUAUUGUCUAGUUCUUUAUCCUCUGCUGCUUAGCAGCACUGCCUCUCCCCGGCCAUAGAUUUUCCCUAUGUAUGUGACAGUGCCAACAGUUGCUGUAACCAUGGAUUAUUGAAUUGACCUAAUUGCAAACUAUCAGAUUUUGUUAC
This is a messenger RNA of Phragmites australis (common reed), 719 nucleotides long. Its product is annotated as AP-4 complex subunit sigma. NCBI's taxonomy places the organism in Eukaryota, Viridiplantae, Streptophyta, Magnoliopsida, Poales, Poaceae. The record is from RefSeq and is a predicted model, not a curated record. Gene Ontology annotation, cellular component: intracellular membrane-bounded organelle. Gene Ontology annotation, biological process: protein transport; vesicle-mediated transport. The transcript is spliced from 4 exons. Bases 130 to 561 code for a protein of 143 amino acids.